AUGACCGAAAAUAUGAGCAUUGAUCCACAGGAUCCUCACGGUUUUGAUUACCUCCUAGGAAGAGACUUGGGUGCAAUCAAGGGGAAUUAUACCUAUCGGUGUCCCGUGUCAAAGCACUACGGAUUCACCUAUGAGGAUAGCUUCUCUCACAAUGCCGAAGAUCUUUUAGACCCCAAAAGCACAUUGUCCCAAAGGUAUCCCCAAGUGAGUCAGGUUCUUCGAGAACGCCUAGGGGUAGCGUUUGCCAAACGGAAUAACGAGGAAUACUCAAGGUGUAAUUGCCAGGAUAAUUUAGGCUUCAGGUGCGACAGUGAAGUAUUUCAAAAAGAGGGCCUUACUUAUUAUGACGAUUUUAUCCGUCUAAGUGCUGAGGGAAAGACCACUGCCAAGGCAGUAUGCAUUUGUCCGGACCUUAAAGAGCGAGUGCAGAUAUACGGAUUUAUAGGUGCAGGAACAUUUGGUGCCACGUUUAUUGCACGCGAGAAAGGCGCACCUGGGGUUUCCUUGGAGGACCUUGAACAAUUCGCAAUCAAAUCUCAAGUCCACACAACACGAUGGAUGGACAGGAAGAAAGGUUACCCACCUCAGAUGACACCAUUUCGUGAGCCCAACGGAGAUACACGGUAUAUUCCAGAAGAAGCUCUCCUUUUGAUCUAUCUCGAUGAUAGCGAAAGGUUCCCACGGCUCGACUCGGUCUACACUCACGGUAUGCUAACAGCAAUUCUUAUGACUCCCUGUGUCGAUCCUAGCUCUGAAGCUGUUUCAGCUAUUGAUGAAAGCCACUUUGACAGGAUCAAGUCAAAGGGGGCCAUACCGCGCAUCCGAAAGAGAUAUCCCCUGUUCCCAGCUUUCGACGGUAGCCAUCUUAUGUCAGACACCAAAGAGCCUCCAGUAGGGGAAGUAGAGGGCUGUAAAAUUGCAUCUCAGCUUCUCCAAGCCAUGAUAGAAUUGGCUGAUAUGAGCGUCUGCCAUGCCGACAUGUCGGUAACAAAUUAUCUUAUGGACCAAGACCUGAACGUUCAACUAAUCGAUCUUGGAAUGACUUACUUCUCACUUAGGAAAUCGGGGUUCAUGAGGAACCAAAACCAUUUUAUUCCCUACCACGAGUACCAAAUGAUGCCUGAGCGAGCUAUCGAACUGGAAAAAUACGACAAUUGGAGGGAUCCAUGCCAUGAUGAUGUUGGUAUCGAAACGAUCCACUUACCUAUGGAUGAGCGGGACAUUUGUGUAUGGAAAUAUUCAACGCUCGUAUACGGAUUUCUUCAUGGAUUCUGGCCCUGGGAUGAACCUGAGCCAGUGCCGAGUGGCUUGGAGUGGCACGCUAGGUAUAAUGGGCCUUACAAUGACCCAUACUAUCCGGUAGUCAAAAGCAGACGCAAGAGAAUGAUUAACGAGGAUGCAGCAAUCAACGAAUCACUCUCACAGGAUUGUAAGGAUGUGUUACAAGCCACAUUAUCUAGAGAUAAGUCUGACCGGCCCUCGUUGGAAGAGCUAUCGUCAUUUCCUUGGUUCUCUCGAUGGUCUGCUGAAGAAGUCGAGUCUGGUCGCCCUUUAAAACGACCUUUUAUCAAGGACUUCCAUGAUGCUAACCGUGAGGAUGGCCGAAAAGGUUUCCCAUGGCCAAGUAUAUCACUGGACCAAGGUAUGUCAGUUCCCGUCAUCAACAGCCCGAUAUAUAAUUCUUCUGAUUCGGCCGGAUCUUCUUCUGUUUCAUCUGAUUAUUCUACAUAUUCCGAUGAAUCUGAUGAUUGUGAAUAUGAGGAAGCACCUCCUUCUCAACACGAGGGAGGUUCGUCCCUUUAG
This is a messenger RNA of Penicillium griseofulvum, 1803 nucleotides long. RefSeq names its product Protein kinase domain-containing protein. The record is from RefSeq and is a predicted model, not a curated record. Bases 1 to 1803 code for a protein of 600 amino acids. Gene Ontology annotation, molecular function: protein serine/threonine kinase activity; ATP binding. Gene Ontology annotation, biological process: protein phosphorylation; intracellular signal transduction. The transcript has 2 exons. Gene Ontology annotation, cellular component: cytoplasm. Lineage: Eukaryota; Fungi; Ascomycota; Eurotiomycetes; Eurotiales; Aspergillaceae.